This is a messenger RNA of Drosophila willistoni, 1382 nucleotides long. Its product is annotated as sentrin-specific protease 8. Gene Ontology annotation, biological process: proteolysis. The coding region runs from base 120 to 1046 and encodes 308 amino acids. The transcript has a single exon. NCBI's taxonomy places the organism in Eukaryota, Metazoa, Arthropoda, Insecta, Diptera, Drosophilidae. Gene Ontology annotation, molecular function: cysteine-type peptidase activity; deNEDDylase activity. The record is from RefSeq and is a predicted model, not a curated record.
AAAUAUAUAUGUGCAUAUAAAAACAUAUAUAAAAAUAUUGAAUAAAAACCAUCACACACUGCCAUUGGAAACUUGCUCAACUGAAUUCCAAUCGAAUCCUAAGAAAAACGACCAGAAAAAUGCCACGCAACGCACGUCGCAAGAGGGUAGAGAAACGUAAUAAUGCUUCAGGCGAUGCAGCAGAACCGACCAAAGGAGCUGGAGCUGGAGCUGAUGGCAACAACAACAACAGCAGCAGCAGCAGCUUGGCCAAUGUCAAAUCCCAGGAGGAUCUAGACGAGGAGAUUGAAAGCGGCAGCGGCGGCGGUGGCGGUGACCAUCCGCGAAACAAUACGAAAUCAUCGAAUGGACGUAAUCACAACGGUGGCAAUGGCCUGAGCACAUCGUCCCGCAAGGUGAAUGCCCCCUCACGGGCCGAUCCCAUUAUGCUGGCACUCACUGGCAACGCUUUGCGCAUGAGUGACGUCCAAUUGCUGCACGGUCCGCACUGGCUGAACGAGGCGGUGAUUAAUUUCUAUUUCACCUAUCUGGAAGAGGUCAAGUACAAGGCCAAUGACGAUUUCCUGUUCAUCACACCGGAAAUGACGCAAUGCAUGCUCUAUAUGGAUGACAAGGAAUUGCAAUCGAUAUUGAUUGGCCAGUAUAAUGCAGGACGUAAACCAUUCAUAUUCUUUGUCCUAUCCGAUAGUCGUUCCACCGAGCUGGGCGGCUGCCAUUGGGCAUUGUUGGUCGCCUCAAGGCCAGAUAAUGCCUUCUUUCAUUUGGAUUCGUAUGGUGGCAGCAAUACCGUAAGCUCCCUGGAACUGGUGACCAAUAUCAAGGAUGUGCUAAAAAUGCGGCAGGCGCGUUUCCGUAAUGUACGCUGUCUACAGCAGAGCAAUGGCUACGAUUGCGGCAUCCAUGUCAUUUGCAUGGCCGAUCAAAUUGCCGACUAUGUCAAUCGCUAUGAGAGUGUAGAUGGUGUGCCGCCGCUGCAAUUGGAUGUGGUCAAGGCUAAACGUUCGGAGCUAAUUAAAUUGGUCGCUUCGCUGAGUGGACAUGUCUAAAUGGAAGCCUCAUGAACCUCUUUAUAUACACUUUAUAUACACACGCACACAGCUAUACACACACACACACACACACACACACCUUAAACACACAUGCAAACAAACCAAUAAAUGUAACAUUUGAAAGUAAGGCAAACAAAAAAGAAAAAAACGCAUUUUCCGCCUUCACAAUUUCCUGUAAAUCCCACAUUACCCAAGAAAAAAUGGAUCACACCACUUUUUUUCUGUCAUACUUAUUUAUAUUUUGGAAAAUGCGUUUAUUUUCGUGCUGAACCCACAUAAUGGGCUAUGAUGUUUGAGAAAGAUUUUAAAAAAUUGCAAGCAAUUAAAUUUCAU